CGCUGUGUGCUGGUGGUAUACUUCAUCGCAUUCUAUUCAUUGUUUGUUCGUUCUUCAUUAAGCUAUAGACACUGAUUUAUAUUACUUGCAACCAAAUUAAUACUACAACCCAAUCACCAUGACUACCACCACUACUACCACCAUGACCCCCGGUCAGCGCCUCUUCCCCGUCCUCGUCGACCACCUCGCCACCUCCAAUCCAACCCAACGUGUCGGUCUAAUUCCCAAAGGUGCUGAUGUGUCCGAUGGCUUCGAGACUAUCACCAUGCAGCGUCUCGCCCGCGCGGUAGACGCCUUUGCCUUUUGGAUCGAGAAGCAGGUUGGCCGGGCCACGGAACCACAAACCAUUGCCUAUAUGGCGAGCAAUGAUGUGCGGUAUUUGAUUUUUCUGCUCGCCGCCCAUAAGACGGGAUACAAGCCUCUUCUACCUUCUACUCGCCUCUCCGACGACGCCUACCAGCACAUCCUCAACGCAACCGACUGCCACACCUUCCUCUCCACCCCUGAGAAGCAGCGCCGCGUGGCUGAGAUCCAGGCUUUCCGACAGGAUACUGCGUUUUUUGAGGUGCCGUCCAUUGCGGAAUUACUUGAUGCCAAGGUCGAGCAUUACCCGUAUACCAAGACUUACCGUGAAGCGGAAGAUGAUGUUGCUAUCAUCAUCCACAGCUCGGGCACAACAGGCAUGCCCAAACCCGUUCCCCUGACACACGGAUUCCUCGCCACCCUCGACUACGGGGCAUAUCUGUCACGCCCUCAGUCCCGCCAAUGUACCAUGUUCAACGACCUCCCCCCAGACACUCUUGUCCUAUCCACCACCCCUUUCUUCCACCUCAUGGGUCUACUCGCUUUCACUGAGUCCCUCUUCCACCAUACCCCCUUCAUCGUCCUCCCCGACAAGCCCCUCUCCGUGGACCUCAUCUCCUCCGUCAUCACCACCACCCGUCCAACCGCCGCUCUCCUCCCCCCCUCCAUCCUCGAAGACAUCUCUCAUGUCCCCUCCGCACGCACCGCCCUCAGCACCCUCCAAUACGUCUACUUCGCCGGCGCCCCCCUCUCCCCGGAAGUCGGCGACGACCUGUCCCAACUCACCAAGAUCAUCACCGUUCUCGGAUCCAGCGAAAUGGGCCUCAUCUCGUCGUUCGUGCCCCAGGGAACCGGGGUAUGGGGGUACUUUGAAUGGAACCCCGCCUAUGGCGUGGACAUGCAGCACGUCAACGACGGGUUAUACGAGCUGGUGAUUCCCCGUCGAGCAGAUAGUCGUCAAGUGCAUGGAAUCUUCCACACCUUCCCCGAGAGAACCGAGUACCGAUCGAACGAUCUAUUCGUGCAGCACCCGGAACGUCCCGAGCUAUGGAAGUACCAUGGUCGACUGGACGAUGUGAUUGUGCUUAGUAACGGAGAGAAAUUGAACCCUGUCACGCUGGAGAAGAUUGUCGAGGGACAUCCGCGCGUGCAGAGAGCGCUGCUGAUUGGACAGGCGCGGUUUGAUACCGCGUUGUUGGUGGAGCCGAAUUGGGCGGUUGAGGGAGAUAUCGAUGAGAAGGAGUUUGUUGAGAGUAUUUGGGAGACGGUCGAACGGGCGAAUGAGGCCGUGCCGAAGUAUGGUCGCAUUGUGAAGAGCAGGAUUCGUCUGGCGCAUCGGAAGAAGCCGUUUAAGACGACGGCGAAGGGCACGACGCAGAGACAUGCUGUGAAUAAGGAGUAUAAGGAGGAGAUUGAGGCGAUUUAUGCGGCUGCGGAGGAGGAGGCUGCCGUGGAGAUGCCCGACACCCUUGACGCGGAGAGUCUAAGGGUAUUCGUGCAUGAUCUUGUGGCUGGUUUGUUGGAGCGCGAGGAUAUCCGCGAGGAGGAGGAUCUCUACGCUGCUGGCAUGGACUCGCUACAGACGAUCCAGCUGGCCAAGACGCUCAACAAGGCCGUGUCAGCCCGCUGCGAAGCCGGCCGCGACAUUUCCCAGCAGCAAAUAUACUCGCAUCCCUCGGUAGCCCAGCUGGCCCAGUACCUGCUCGACCUGGUGACCGGCACCGUGGGAGCUACUAUCUCUCGCGCCGAGCGCAUCACCACCAUGCUGGAGAAAUACACCAACCAGCUGCCCCAACGGACCACCUCAGCAGCUCCCCUCUCCGACAAGUCCACCGUCAUUCUCACCGGCUCGACCGGCUCCCUAGGCACCUACCUCCUGCACAGGCUCCUCUCCGACCCCACCACUGCAAAGGUCUACUGCUUCAACCGAUCAUCAGCAGCAGAGCGUCAAAAGCGCGGCUUCGCCGAAAAAGGCCUCGGCGUGAGUCUUCUAGAAUCACCUCGGGUCGAAUUCCUACAAGUCUCUUUCGGCGCAGAGCACUUCGGCCUCCCAGCCGCCAAAUACAGCGAACUGCUCCAAAGCGUCGACUUUAUCAUCCACAACGCCUGGAAAGUCAACUUCAACCACCCGCUGGAAUCCUUCGAGGAUCCCCACCUAAAGGGAGUGUACCAAUUCAUCCGCUUCAGCACCCAAAGCACCCACAACGCACACCUAUCGUUUGUCUCCUCGGUGAGCACCAUCGGCGGAUGGACCGCGUCUUUGGGCCCGGUCGUGCCCGAAGCACCUCUCGAAACCGUCGACGCCGUGCUAGAACAAGGCUACGGCGAGUCCAAGCACGUCGCAGAGAGAAUGUGUCUCGCUGCAUCCCGCCAGGCAAACGUCCCCACGACGGUCUUCCGAGUGGGUCAGAUCUCGGGGCCGACUACCGUCCAGGGACUGUGGAAUCUGGACGAGUGGGUCCCGACGCUGGUCAAGACGUCCAAGGCCGUGGGAAAGGUUCCGAGUGAUUUGGGAGGGUAUUUGGUCGAUUGGGUUCCUGUUGACACACUCGCAACCAUUACCACUGAACUCAUGCACACCCGUCGGCAGAACCAAUCCCACACCUCACAUGCAGUAUAUCACCUCGUCAACCCAAGCAAAACUGCCUGGUCGACACUGGUCCCUGCCAUUGAGGCUAGAUACCCGGGUAUUGAAGCAAUCCCGUUGGAUACCUGGUUGAAUGAGCUAGAGGCGAUCAAGAAUCCAUCAGAGAGCGAAGUCCACGAGAAACCAGCCCUCAAGUUAUUGGAUUUCUAUCGUGGGUUGGCGGGUGAGGUGCUCUCCGCGGAGAUUAGUGUGGAGCGGACGCGCGGGGGGAGUAGGACUAUGGAGGGAUUGGGGGCGGUGACGGAACAGUUGAUGGGGAAUUGGUUGGAGCAGUGGGAUUUCUGA
Messenger RNA from Aspergillus sclerotioniger CBS 115572, 3235 nucleotides. Its product is annotated as NRPS-like enzyme. Gene Ontology annotation, molecular function: phosphopantetheine binding. The record is from RefSeq and is a predicted model, not a curated record. Bases 119 to 3235 code for a protein of 1038 amino acids. The transcript has 4 exons. NCBI's taxonomy places the organism in Eukaryota, Fungi, Ascomycota, Eurotiomycetes, Eurotiales, Aspergillaceae.